Molecule: messenger RNA, 3547 nt
Organism: Xiphophorus maculatus (southern platyfish)
Lineage: Eukaryota; Metazoa; Chordata; Actinopteri; Cyprinodontiformes; Poeciliidae
Gene: pitx3
Product: pituitary homeobox 3
Exons: 3
Coding region: 1008-1892 (294 amino acids)
Biological process (GO): anatomical structure morphogenesis; regulation of transcription by RNA polymerase II
Cellular component (GO): nucleus
Molecular function (GO): RNA polymerase II cis-regulatory region sequence-specific DNA binding; DNA-binding transcription factor activity, RNA polymerase II-specific
Source: RefSeq, a predicted model, not a curated record
CUUUUUGAUUUUUUAUUAUUCUGGGUUUUUCCAUCAUCUUGCUUUGCCAGUUGGACUUGCGAAGUUGCUCAAGCGUGCCAAUGCGUCUGGUUAAAUCUGUUUCUGCUGUCAACACGUUGGCUUUAUUUGCAUCGCAUCCCGAACCUCUCGUGGCUUUUGGCAGAUCUGGAUGGCUCAUGCUUUCCAUCAACACUGCCAAAGCGCUAACUGAUCACGGGGCAAAUCAGCCGCAGCGUGGGAGACAAUGCUUUCACCCCCGCAAGUCUGAAAUUAGACUAAAAUGUCAUUGUGAGGCUUUUUUUUUUGUAGCUCGUCUCACAUUCCAAAAUAGACCCAGUGCGCAGGACAGGGGCUUCGUCCAGCUGCUUGUGUCAACCUCUUGUAAAGACUCACAACCGCCACACACAUGGAAAAAAAUAGACACACGAUGGAAGCUACUGACAGAUGAAGCGCAACACAAAAUGGAGAUAUUGUUGAUUUACGGGAUUUUAUUGCAACAACACCACAAAGAGUAAAAAAAAUUGUUUAAAAAAAGUCUCGCAUGUAUAAAAUGCACUGCAAAAUGAUUUUCAUUACAUUUGAGAGAUUUGAAAAUAGAUGCAAUUCUGCUAAGUUUCUAAGGUGACCUAUAACUACAACUGCAACUACGAAGUCUAAUUACAAGAGUUUUCUGUAAAGCCUUCUCUGAUGUUUAUGUAAAAGUCUGAAUUUCUACAAUGUUAAGACACACUGGAAAACAGUGAGCUGUAAAAUCCUUCACACCUUCAAAACAGGAAAGGUUAGACUGCAUGAAAUAAAAUUUAAAAAAAUCAAUUUAAAAAAAAAACACACAAAAUGGUACUAAGUGUUUAACAAUGAAGUGAGUUUCUCUCUGAUUUGAGGAUCACAGCGCCUGUGUUAAAUGUGACCUGGGAAUAUUAACCUAUUUAUGACAUGUCUCUCCUCCAUGUGUGUGUGUGUGUGUGUGUGUGUGUGUGUGUGUGUGUGUGUGUGCAUAGAGCCUGGUGAUGGAUUUUAACCUGCUGACAGACAGUGAGACCCGCAGCCCGGCGCUGUCUCUCUCUGACUCCGGAACACCGCAGCACGAGUCGGGAUGUAAAGGCCAGGACCAAAGCGACACUGAGAAAUCCCAGCAGACCAAGUUGGAUGAGUCAGGUGUUGAAGAUGGCUCUCUGAAGAAGAAGCAGCGGCGGCAAAGGACUCACUUCACCAGCCAGCAGCUCCAGGAGCUGGAAGCCACCUUCCAGAGAAACCGCUACCCAGACAUGAGCACAAGAGAAGAGAUCGCUGUGUGGACCAACCUCACUGAGGCUCGGGUCAGGGUAUGGUUUAAAAACCGCCGUGCAAAGUGGAGAAAAAGGGAAAGGAACCAGCAGGCAGAGUUGUGUAAAAAUGGCUUUGGCGCCCAGUUCAAUGGACUCAUGCAGCCGUAUGAUGAAAUGUACACAGGCUACUCCUACAAUAACUGGGCAGCCAAAGGGCUAGCAAGCAGCCCGCUGUCUGCCAAAAGCUUCCCAUUCUUUAACUCAAUGAAUGUAACGCCCCUGUCAACCCAGCCUAUGUUCUCGCCUACAAGUUCCAUCUCCUCCAUGAACAUGCCCUCUAGCAUGGUGCCCUCGGCUGUAACUGGAGUCCCUGCUGCCGGGCUAAACAACCUGGGGAACAUCAAUAACCUCAACAGCCCCACAGCGCUCAACUCUGUAGCGGUGACUGCAGCCACAUGCCCCUACGCCACCACAGCCAGCCCCUACAUGUACAGAGACACCUGCAAUUCCAGCUUGGCUAGCCUACGGCUUAAAGCAAAGCAGCACACCAACUUCGCCUAUCCAGCGGUGCAGAACACCGUGUCCAACCUAAGCCCCUGCCAGUAUGCUGUGGACCGGCCUGUAUGAACUCCACAUAUGACUUUACAAACCAGCUGUAAAGCCCACCGCCACUCUGAAUUCUCAUCUCUCCAGUUCCAUCUCUAAGCCGCUGGUGGUGCAGCAGGUCAGUUUGUGUCCUGAUGGUUAACCAUCAAUCGAGUCACAGUCAAGACCAACAAAUGGGACUCCACAGAUGGACCGCUGUUUCUUCUGCGGAUUGACCACAGUUGCAGAACUGAUCGAGCAUUUUCAAGCUAGUUUUAAAGAGGAGGAUUUGAUUUUCCUUCUUUUGAACUGCAUGAUGAGAGAAAUAACAGAAAUCACGGAUAAGUGAACUGUUGGACUGGUUGUUAGCAUCUUGGGUAAGAAAACCCAAGAUGCUAACAGAGCAGAGCUCUCACAGAAAGUGGGCUUGUGGUUUCAAAGCCAGCAAUUUGUUUUCCUGCUUUCUGUGAAUAUAUAUAAUGAGCCCCAAGUUAUUCAUACCCCUGGCAAAAUUAGACACAAGUGUUUUAUUCAACCAAGAACCUUACUUCUGUCCAAAUGUAGACAAUGUGAAGGGACUAUGAAUAUUAAAAUUUGAUCUGUUUUUGUUUAAAUUAUAUUAAAAAGGCAUUUCCAAAAUUAUUUCUAUGUUUCUUAAUGAUUGAAGGAAAAAUCAUAAUUGGCAAUGCAGCAGUCUAACUUUCUCCUGUAAUAUCUGACCAGCAGUUUUUCACGUGUUCACAGGUAUUUGGAUAAUUUAUCUUUAGCAAAGCGCUCCAAGUCUUUGGAGUGGGAAAGUCUCCAUGCUGUCACCAAAUAUUUUUAGCUCGCUCUCCUCAGAUUCAAGAUGGGAUUCUGGGUGGAAAACAAAAUAAUAGUAUAAUAUUAUCAAUAAUAUCAAAUACUGAUAUUAUUUUGAGUCCGAAAAACAUGUUGGCUAAAUUAUACUUGGAAUAUUACUUUUAACGCUAAAUCUGUCCGGGGUAUGAAUAUGGUAUCGUAUGACAGAAACCUAGUAAGGACCAUAGAUAAACAUUCUAUGUGCACAGUAUUUAGAAACUAGAAUUGCAAAAAAAAAAAAAAAAAGUAAAAAAAAUGGUUUUACCCUGCAGGUCCUCAUGGGGAACUCUGGAGUUUGAGAAGUCUUGAAAGUGAACACGAGUCUGUAAUUUUAAAUAGAAAGUUAUCUAUUUAAAUACACGCUGUAUUCAGUACACGAGCAAAAUUUUCAAGCAAAACUCUGAAAAGCCAUUUAGUAUAGAAAUUUGUUCCUGGUCCAUGGCCGUAAAAAUGUAUGUAAGAAUGCGAAGCAAACAUUUAAAAAUACAAGCUUUUAUCCUGGUGUUGCUUGCGUUGUCUCAUCAAAAAUAAGUAAAGGAAAUGUUUCCAUGAACUACAAGUAGACUAUCCAAUUAAACAGAGCGUCCCAUUACAGCUAAAAAACUCUAGACAGCUCCAGGUUACUAUGUUCCUUCACCCCUUCGUCUCUCUGCAUUGCACUGUUACCAUUUUAUCCUUGUACUUAUCAUUCCUUACCAAUGUACUUACCCUUUGGUAUGUUUUUUGUUGUUCUUUUUUGGGGGGGUGGAUGUGCAUCUUAUGAAAUCACAGAAAUAAACAUUGGUUAAAAAAAGAAUCUCUAUGUCCAGGCAAAAAGGUCCUGUAAAGUCCUAUUAAAAUGCAAGUAUUUAUUAUUA